Molecule: messenger RNA, 2880 nt
Organism: Pseudoliparis swirei
Lineage: Eukaryota; Metazoa; Chordata; Actinopteri; Perciformes; Liparidae
Gene: cpm
Product: carboxypeptidase M
Exons: 12
Coding region: 1-1635 (544 amino acids)
Biological process (GO): proteolysis
Cellular component (GO): cell surface
Molecular function (GO): metallocarboxypeptidase activity; zinc ion binding
Source: RefSeq, a predicted model, not a curated record
AUGAAGAAACGACUUCAGGUGGAAACCGAUCCGGACUGCGGCUCCGCCGUCGGCCGCGGUGACUUCCUGCUCUCCGUGAAGAAGACGAGGAACAGACAAGGACCCCAAAACCUCCUCAAAGGUCCAUGCAAACCUCUUCAAGACGCCUACGACCUCGUCAAGGAUGCAUUCAACCUGCUCAAAGGCUCCUACGGCCUCGUCAAGGAUGCAUUCAACCUGCUCAAAGGCUCCUACGGCCUCGUCAAGGAUGCAUUCAACCUGCUCAAAGGCUCCUACGGCCUCGUCAAGGAUGCAUUCAACCUGCUCAAAGGCUCCUACGGCCUUUUCGAUGACCCCUUAAAUGCCGACAAUCUCCUUAAAGAACCUCGCAACCUCUUUAAGCGACACAGGGAGGCCCGCUGGAGUUACGUCACUGGUGUCGGUUCGGUGCUCGAGUCGCGUGCGGACCGGAAGCGUCCAGUGAUGUCAUCGCUCCUCCUCUUCCUCCUCUUCCUCACCCUCGGCCGGGCCUCCGCGCUGGAGUUCCGUUACCACAACAACCGCGAGAUCGAGGAGUACCUGGUCCGGGUCAGCGGCGCCAACCCCGACGUCACGCACCUGUACAGCAUCGGGCAGUCGGGCAACGAUCCCAAAGAGCUGAGGAUGAAGAUGAUGAAGAUUAAACAUCACAUGACCGGGAUGGACAUGGCGAACAGCAACGGCGUGGACCUGAACAGGAACUUCCCCGAUGCCUUCGCUGGACUCCGGAAGCUGCCGCAGCUGCAGGAGGCGCAGAGGGAGGCCGAGGUCAGGGCUGUGAUUGGCUGGUUGAGGACCGAGAGUUUUGUUCUCUCGGCGAACCUUCACGGAGGAGCGCUGGUGGCCAGCUACGCAUACGACAACAGCAACAGAGGCAGCGAGCUUGUGGGCGGAGCCAGCGUCACGCCGGACGGCGACGUGUUCCUCCACCUGGCCCAGGUGUACUCGCUCAGCCACGCCUCCAUGCACCGCGGCAACGUGUGCAGCGGCAGCGGCCCGUUCCCGGGCGGCGUCACCAACGGUUACCGCUGGUACCCUCUGGCAGGUGGGAUGCAGGACUAUAACUACUUGUGGGCUCAGUGUUUGGAGUUGACUCUGGAACUUUCCUGCUGCAAGUUUCCUCCCGCCGGAGAACUUCCUGCUCUGUGGACGGAGAACAGGAAGUCGCUGCUGGCCUUCAUCCAGCAGGUCCACCUGGGGGUCAAAGGUCGUGUGGUCAAUGGCUCCGGAGUGCCGGUCCAGAACGCGGUGGUGGAGAUCAAAGGUCGCAAGAAUAUGUCUCCAUUCAAAACCAACCAGCACGGAGAAUAUUACAGACUGCUGCUGCCUGGAAACUACACUUUCACAGUGACGUACCCAGAUCACGAGGUUUUGACGGAGACGCUCAACGUGCCUCACGGUCCCGAUCAAUACUCCGCCAUGAAACACGACUUCCUGUUACGCCAAAUCCCCACGACGACCAGCCUCACCCCGGCUAACCUCAACUCGACUAACGCCACCUCGGCCGGUAACCAGGAUGUAAACCUGGAGGUGGGCGGAGCCUCCGCCAGGCCCACGUGGACGGGGCUGAGUGUGGCGCUCGGCCUGGUGGCGGCGCUGCGACCGCUGAUCGGCUGAAGCGGCGUGACGGUCGUCGGUUUGAACUCUCAACGUGAAGGGAAACAAAGAAAGAGCAGAAGCUGGCGUUCUAGUCUCGAGAUGUUUUCUGCUCUUCUUCAUCGGUGGAGAUUCCCUCAUCAUAUUUAAUGCUGGCGUGUUCAGCAGCUCUCGUUGGGGUUUAUUACUUUCUCUGCCAGGAGGACCUCUGCAUAUCUCGACCUUCGGCUUCAGCGAACUGCUUCAUAUUCUGGGCUGACAUUAUGAGCGAAUGCUGAAGGAAACUCUUUCUCAAAACACCUUUUUAUUGCCUGUUUAACACGACUCCACUUAACUCAGCUGAGUACGUCACCAACUCCUCUUAACUCAGCUGAGUACGUCACCAGUUCCUCUUAACUCAGCUGAGUACGUCACCAACUCCUCUCAACUCAGCUGAGUACGUCACCAGCUCCUCUUAACUCAGCUGAGUACGUCACCAACUCCUCUUAACUCAGCUGAGUACGUCACCAGCUCCUCUUAACUCAGCUGAGUACGUCACCAACUCCUCUCAACUCAGCUGAGUACGUCACCAGCUCCUCUUAACUCAGCUGAGUACGUCACCAACUCCUCUUAACUCAGCUGAGUACGUCACCAGUUCCUCUUAACUCAGCUGAGUACGUCACCAACUCCUCUCAACUCAGCUGAGUACGUCAACAUCUCCUCUUAACUCAGCUGAGUAUGUCACCAACUCCUCUUAACUCAGCUGAGUACGUCACCAGCUCCUCUUAACUCAGCUGAGUACGUCACCAACUCCUCUCAACUCAGCUGAGUACGUCACCAGUUCCUCUUAACUCAGCUGAGUACAUCACCAACUCCUCUCAACUCAGCUGAGUACGUCAACAUCUCCUCUUAACUCAGCUGAGUACGACACCAGUUCCUCUUAACUCAGCUGAGUACAUCAACAUCUCCUCUUAACUCAGCUGAGUACGUCACCAGCUCCUCUCAACUCAGCUGAGUACAUCAACAUCUCCUCUUAACUCAGCUGAGUACGUCACCAGCUCCUCUCAACUCAGCUGAGUACAUCACCAGCUCCCCAGUUGCUCCUCUGCGCUAACCGCCAACCGCUAACAGGACCACCAGUGCACUCUCGGCUGAGUACCUCGCCGCCACGAAGCCGCAUUUAGUUUAUUGGCGAGAUUGCACGAUGUGCCUGCUGCGUACAUCGCCGCUUGUUUUUUUUGUUUAAACUAAAUGUUAAAUGACUACUUUUGAUUUUAGACAGGCAGG